This is a messenger RNA of Rosa chinensis, 957 nucleotides long. RefSeq names its product coronatine-insensitive protein 1-like. The transcript has 2 exons. Gene Ontology annotation, biological process: SCF-dependent proteasomal ubiquitin-dependent protein catabolic process. Bases 1 to 957 code for a protein of 318 amino acids. Gene Ontology annotation, cellular component: SCF ubiquitin ligase complex. Lineage: Eukaryota; Viridiplantae; Streptophyta; Magnoliopsida; Rosales; Rosaceae. The record is from RefSeq and is a predicted model, not a curated record.
AUGUUGGGGAAGAAUGAAAUGCCUAUUGCAUUCCCAUUAGCAGCUGCUCUCAAAAAGUUGGAUCUCCUAUAUGCGUUGCUCGACACUGAAGACCAUUGUACUUUAAUUCAAAAGUGCCCCAACUUGGAAGUUCUUGAGACAAGGAAUGUCAUUGGAGAUAGAGGAUUAGAAGUCCUUGCUCGGAGUUGCAAGAGACUGAAGAGGCUCCGAAUUGAGCGAGGUGCUGUUGAGCAAGGUAUGGAGGACGAAGAUGGUGUUGUUUCACAGAGGGGUCUGAUGGCUUUGGCACAGGGCUGCCUGGAACUGGAGUACUUGGCUGUGUACGUGUCAGAUAUCACAAAUGCAUCUCUGGAAUACAUUGGGACUCACUCUAAAAAUCUAAAUGAUUUUCGCCUUGUCCUGCUUGACCGUGAAGAGACGAUAACAGAUUUACCACUUGACAAUGGCGUUCGAGCUCUAUUGAGGGGAUGCCAAAAGCUUCGAAGGUUUGCUUUGUAUCUCCGUCCUGGGGGUUUGACUGAUUUGGGGCUUAGUUACGUGGGCCGGUAUAGUCAAAAUGUGAGAUGGAUGCUUCUAGGUUAUGUUGGUGAAUCUGAUGCAGGGCUUUUGGAGUUUUCAAAGGGUUGCCUUAGUCUGCAGAACCUAGAAUUGAGGGGCUGUUGCUUCAGUGAGGGUGCACUGGCUGUUGCAGUGAUGCAGCUGACUGCGCUAAGGUACUUGUGGGUGCAAGGGUACAGGGGAUCCCAAACGGGUCGUGAUCUUUUGGCAAUGACUCGCCCGUAUUGGAAUAUUGAGUUGAUUCCUCCUAGACGAGUUAAUGUUCUUGAUCCGAACGGGGAGGCAGCAGUGGCUGAGCAUCCAGCUCAUAUUCUUGCAUACUACUCUCUUGCUGGACCAAGAACAGAUUUUCCAAAUACUGUUAUCCCCUUGUAUCCAGAGUCUUUGAUUAACGCAUAG